GACAGCAACGACCAUCUGCCGCCUCUUUUUCAAUUUCAAACAGCAGAUUAUUUCCCUGAUACUUCUAGCUCCCCUUGACACAAGAGAAACAGCGCCUUGGAGAGCAGCUGCGCCAAAAAAGCAGCAGAGGUCCCCGCGCUCUCCUCACCAAACACUGCGCUUAGACAACCUGCACCGCUCUGCAUGCUCAGACACAGACUGCAGGCUCAUGAAGACGAAGCGGAUUUGAAUUAAGCACCGGAUAACAUACAGCAAGUGUGCAUCCUUCGGCGAGGGAGGGAGAGAGGGGAGGCAACUGUUUAGUGUCUUGGAAGCCCUGGGUUAGUCGGGGGGAGGAGGAGCGGAGAAUGAGCUAUUCUUGUACCAGCAGAGGCAACAGCCAGGACCCGGCAACAGCUAAGAAGCCUGUCGGUAACAAUCCGGGCAGAGACACCAGAGGCACAGCAAGCAGCGGUAACGGCAGCCCGAAGCAAGUGAUGAGGGUUAAGAAAGGCUGCAACUCCACCGAGGUUGGGAUCCCGCUGACCAUCGAGGAGGACCUGCACGGCAGCCCGGUGAUCACCCCGGAGGAUGUUCUGGGCUUGCAGAAGAUCACAGAGAAUUAUCUGUGUGGCCCAGACGAAAAUGUGUUCAGCAUCGACUUCACCAGGUUCAAGAUCAGAGACAUGGAGACCUCCACCGUGCUGUUUGAAAUCACCAAACCUCCAUCUGCAGACAAAGCAGGGGAUAAGAGGGAUAUGGACCCAAACGCCGGCCGAUUUGUCCGCUACCAGUUCACCCCCGCUUUUCUCCGACUGCGGCAAGUUGGAGCCACCGUUGAAUUCAUGGUCGGAGACACGCCAAUAGAAAACUUCAGGAUGAUCGAGAGACAUUAUUUCAGAGACAAAUUGCUCAAGAGUUUUGACUUUGAAUUUGGCUUCUGCAUGCCGAGCAGCAAGAACUCCUGCGAACACAUCUACGAAUUCCCCCCUCUGUCUGAGGACACGAUCAGAGAGAUGGUUCUUCACCCGUACGAGACGCAGUCGGACAGCUUCUACUUUGUGGACAAUAAACUGGUGAUGCACAACAAGGCGGAUUACUCAUACAACGGCGGGACGUAGAGACGACACGCUGACACGAGAGACACGCGAUCUGAGGGACGAUCAGAGCCCACUGGUGGGGUUAACAUCCUGUCAGUCCACUAGUCCUAUCUCCUUUUAGUUAUCUCUUUCUCCCGCGAGAAAACCAUCCAGAAAAUGUUCAUACUUGUGUUCUGUGUGUGUGUGCGUGCACGAUUUUGGAAAAAAAUGUAAUUGCGAUUUUUCUGACAAAUAUUGCGAUUGCGAUUCAAAUUGCGAUAUUUGUUUUUAAGCGACCCAACGAAAG
This is a messenger RNA of Gymnodraco acuticeps, 1365 nucleotides long. RefSeq names its product unc-119 homolog b (C. elegans) (gene unc119a2). Gene Ontology annotation, biological process: lipoprotein transport; negative regulation of caveolin-mediated endocytosis; negative regulation of clathrin-dependent endocytosis. Bases 348 to 1100 code for a protein of 250 amino acids. The record is from RefSeq and is a predicted model, not a curated record. Gene Ontology annotation, cellular component: spindle midzone; centrosome; intercellular bridge. NCBI's taxonomy places the organism in Eukaryota, Metazoa, Chordata, Actinopteri, Perciformes, Bathydraconidae. The transcript has 5 exons. Gene Ontology annotation, molecular function: lipid binding.